Ixodes scapularis (black-legged tick) is the source of this 2146-nucleotide messenger RNA. RefSeq lists its product as uncharacterized. The transcript has 4 exons. The coding region runs from base 460 to 945 and encodes 161 amino acids. Lineage: Eukaryota; Metazoa; Arthropoda; Arachnida; Ixodida; Ixodidae. The record is from RefSeq and is a predicted model, not a curated record.
GAAGCAUACCUUAUCUCCCAGCCAGAAUCAACAAGGUGCUAUAGCAAAAAAAAAACUAACAAAAGUGUCACGCAGAUGGAGAUCAAGUGGAUGCAAAGCACGUUUCGGAGGCAAAUUUGUUUUGUCUAUUUAGCCGUCAAAACAAUCCAGCCGCCUUGUGCAUGCAUGCUGCGUGCAUGCCAGCUGCUACGAAGGCUCCAUUCAGCUGUCCAACCAAUAGCUCCAGCAUCGAGUCGUCUAAACUACUAACGUUUGAUCACGUGAUAUACCAUUGACCAAUCACAACACUUGGCGCCAAAUGCUGAUUGUUGUCUGCGAGAAUCACGGGAGCCAGCCGGUUGACAGCACGAACGGCACGAAGCCGACGAAGCGAGGAAGUACGAAUACGAGCUUUUACGAGGCUCGCGGCUGCUCUGUUUGGCGUAUCCCGUCUCUGAGGGCACGAGAGUCAAAUUCGAAAUGGAACGGACAGACUUCGAUUUGACCUUCAGCUGCCCGAUAUGCUUCUGUCCGAGCAUCAACAUCGUUUUCGGAAGCUGCCAGCACUACGCCUGCAGCCAGUGCUUGUACGACGACGUGGACGACAGCCUCAGAUCCACCUUGUCGAAGUGCCCCAUCUGCAAACGGCCGAACGCGUUCCCCCCUUCAAGGCCUUUUAUCCCCGAAUCCACCAGACAACUGAUGCGGAUGGUCGGGGUCGUGGAGUGCAAGCACAAGAGGUGCUCCCAAGAGAUGUGGACAUGGGAACAAGAACAGCAUGAGACGGUGUGCCCAGCUGCCAAGAAGGCAAAGAAGGAAAGCAGGCCUCCCGCACCGCGGCCUGCAACUUCGCGACCCAAGACUCCCCCUUUGCGGCCUCUGGGAAGCAGGGGAAUAAUGGUGACUACACAUAUCUCGGGGCGCAGCCGUGGCGCUGCCAGCAGAUCCAGUAGCAGCCGCAAGUGACAGACACGUCUGGCAACGACCUUGCCUUGCACGGACAAUCUGGCUAUCAAAAUUUAUUUAAUUCUGUUGCUACAUUCAAGAGAAAAACUCAAUCGGCUUUGAUUGUAUUUGGUGCAUUGCUGGAUCAAAUUUUUCUUUUCAUCCUGGCAUUUGACCAUUCCUGUUCGGCGGCGCCUGUUGAUGCUCGAGUUUGUCGUCCGCAUCCAGGAAGGUUUGUGCGCUGUAUUUAUUGUUGUGUUUCGUUGACCGGUGCUCGGCCAAUGAGUUGUGUCUCGUACUGUCGAACCAGUUUUGUUUGUACGACAAGGUGUCUAAAGAAAAAGUUUGCCCUCUAGAACAGUUCGCGGAAGAAAACGAUGUGAGGCAGCGUGCUGCAAUUUCAUUCGAAGUCACACUUUUCAAACUGUAAUGUCAAGCCAGAUUUCAAGCUUCUCCUGGUUCCUUUUGUGUCAGAUGGGACAAACCCCAUUAUGGGACCCAUUAUACUUUAAUUUCUAUUCUGUACACAAGUCGUUGAGGCGGUAAAAUCUUUUAUGCGUUUUAAGGCAAAGGUAGCGAUUUUUUGGACAGAAGGUAGUAAGCCACUUCGUUUUCUUUUCGUUUUAAAGGAGCGACCUUUAUUUUUGCAUCCCGACCAAGGGCCUUCCCGAAACAAACGGUCUGGAGGCUUGGGCAAACGAUCAAAUAUGUAUCUGCAUUUAUCUACGGUCUCGGAAAGAGCCGUCAAUUAUCAUGUGCUUGUGACAAUGACUGCACUCUAGUCUACUGUUUGUGCUUCAGGACGGGAGGGCUCCUGAAGGCGAGUGUUUUUAGACGUUUACCUCUCGGACAAAGGCUUCGGUGAGGGCAUGCUUUCUAGCGUCAACACUUCAGUAGUCGUCCCAGCACAUGUCGGAGAGCAAUCUGUGCUGAGAACGUCGGGACCAGCUUGCUAGAAACUGUGUUCCAGCCAAGAUUGUGAAGGAAAGCCUACCAAGUCUGGUGCGCACGAGCACUUGAGACUUUGACAUGCCAAUCUGUGCUUGCAUUAUUAGCUUUCGCGGUCUUUUCUUCCAUGUGGCUUUGGCUGAGACAUCAUUUCUAGUAAGCCGGACGAGGUGUGUGUAGAAAGCAUGGUGUAUUACUCUCCAUGUGCCUGCAACGCAGUUCUGUUCCCGCUUUUUGUGCAGUUUUGAUGAAAAUAAAUUGUUGUUUCCAGAAA